UGACUCCCAGCAUGCACGCUGCAGCUCCAAUUAUUUGUAAUGGCGGGUAUUUCUGCAUGUCAUGUGAAUGAUAUUUUUUGUGUGAAUUAAUUGAAUCGUUCAUUUAGACGUUAAGGGAAAGUCUACUGUGUAUUUUAUCUAAGCUUUGUAGGUAACUUGAAUUGAACGUGUACAUUUAGGACAAGAAGCGAAAUUAUCAUAGUCAUGCAGUCGCGACGCACGGUUAGUGUAAGGAAUUGAAACUAAGUAGCCUAUCAAUGGUUCGAAUAUUUGCUGAAAUGCAUGGUUACAGUAGCAAUGUUAGUUUAAUCUAACGCAUACCUCUUGGUGAUCACUCACUGUCGGAAAUGUUAAUUGAGGAUCAAAGAAUGAUACAAUUAUUGAACUGUAUUAGGCUAUAACCUCUAACAAUUUGAAUUGUAUUUUUUAAUUUUUUUUAUUAUUAUAGUAUAUUCUAUCUAUCUGGCUGUCAGAAAUGGCGGUUUUUGUGUUGAGCUCACUGUCAGUGUUUUUGUUAUUGAUAUCAAGUUCAAUUCACACCACGUGUGCCUCAAAGUUGAAUAUCCCCAAAGUUUUAUUACCACUUGCCCGAAGCACUAGAAUAAACUUCACACUGGAGGCAACUGAAGGCUGUUACAGAUGGUCUUCCACCAGACCGGAGGUGGCCAGCAUCGUGGCUGUGGAAGUUGACGUCAGCAGACUGUGUUCCCAGAGAGCCGUCCUCCAGGCCCGCUCCACCCAGCCUUCCAGACUCACCAGCAUCAUACUGGCUGAGGAUGUCGUAACGGGACAGGUACUGCGCUGUGAUGCCAUCGUGGACAUCAUCAGUGAGAUCCAGAUAGUGUCCACCACCAGAGAGCUGCACCUGGAGGACUCACCACUGGAACUGAAGAUCCACGCACUGGACUCUGAGGGAAACACCUUCAGCACUCUAGCAAGCCUGGUGUUUGACUGGACCAUUGUGAAAGAUGCAGACAUGGAUGGAUUCCUUGACUCCUACAACUCAUUAAGGGUUCUUAAAUUCUCUGAGUCUACGUACACCCCCCCUGGUUACAUCUCUGAGAUGGAGAGAGUGGGGAAACAGGGAGAUAUCAUCUUGGUGUCAGGACUGAAAACGGGCCACGCUAAGCUCAAGGCCAAAAUCCAAGAAUCUCUCUAUAAGGAUGUGGGUGCAGCAGAGGUGAAACUGCUGAUUCUGGAGAACAUCCUACUGAGCCCUGCACAUGAUGUCUACCUGCUGGUGGGCACAUCCAUCCAAUACAAGGUCCAGAAGAUUAGACAGGGAAAGAUCACAGAGUUAUCCAUGCCCUGUGACCAGUAUGAGCUGCACCUCCAGAACAGUGUGGCUGGGCCUGAUGGAAACCAAGAGCUGGCCGUGGCUAGUCUGGACCAGAGCACCUCCACGGUCAAUGGCCUGCAUCUGGGACAUAUCAACGUGGUGCUGGACCAUAAGAGCCUUCGCAUGCAAGGGGUGUCUCGUCUGCCCAACGGGACUCUGUAUGUGGUGGAACCAGGAUACUUGGGAUUUAAGAUUAAUCCUGGAGAGAGCUGGGUCCUGGAAACAGGACGAGUGUAUAAUAUCCUCAUUGAAGUGUUUGACAAGUCAAGUAAUAGGAUUUACCUAUCUGAUAACAUUCGGAUCGAAGCUGCCUUCCCAGAGGAGUACUUUGAGAUUCUGGAGUCCUCCCUGAAUGGGUCCUACCACCGUGUCAAGGCUUUGAAAAACGGGCUAACACUAAUUGAAGCUGUGCUCAAAUCUGUGGUGGAUCAAAAUGGAAGAGUCCAUGAGCUGGCCAACACGGUCCAUAAUGAACAGGAUGUAGAAAUGUACAAUCCCAUAGUCCUCAGUCCCAGUAUCCUCACGUUUCCAUGGCAGCCUAAGGUUGGAGCCUACCAGUACACAAUACAGGCAGCAGGAGGCAGUGGGAAUUUCAGCUGGUCCUCCUCUAACCUAGCCGUUGCCACAGUGACAGUCAAAGGAGUGAUGACGACCGUCAGUGACAUCGGCGUCAGUGUGGUGUACGCCCAUGAUGUACGCAACCCAAUGCACUAUGGCGCAAUGAAGGUGUAUGUGGUAGAGCCGGUGGGGAUGGACUUCUCUCCCUGCCCGGUGGAGGCCCGUGUGGGGCUGGUGCUGGAGCUGCCCCUCCGGAUCUUUGGCUUGCUAGGGGAGGGAGGAAUGUGGGGAGUGGAGCAGCAGGUGAUGCUGAGUGACUGCAGUCACUUUGACCUGCAGGUGGAGGAGGAGACCCAGGGAGUGUUCCAGCUGCUGGAGGGUAGGCUGGCUCCAGGGCAGGACCACUGCAGUGGGGUACGGGCCCAGGCUCUUGCCCCAGGAUACACAACCCUGACGGUCAGCUACACCCACGGCAACGUCCACCUCAGCACCAAGAUCACCAUUGCUGCCUACCCACCACUCAGAGCUGUGGACCCUGCCUCUGUUGCCUUGGUGACCCUGGGCUCCUCUAAGGACAUGCUUUUUGAGGGCGGACCCAAGCCCUGGGUUCUAGAACCCUCCAAGUUCUUCCGGAACCUAAAGGCUGAGGAUGAGAACAGUGUUAGCCUGGCUCUGACCGGGCCCACCUCCCGCAGCUACCUCCGACACUGGGUCAGAGCAACCUGUAGAGCCCUGGGAGAACAGGUAUUGGCACUUACUGUGGGGAACCAGCCUAGUUUGACCAAUCCCUAUCCUGCGGUGGAGCCAGCAGUGGUGAUGUUCGUGUGCGCCCCUCCCUCUCGCCUCACCUUGGUCCCUGUGUACACAAGUCCCCAACUGGACCUUACCUGCCCUCUGCUGCAGCAGAACAAACAACUGGUGCCUGUCUCAAACUACCGCAACCCUGUGCUGGACCUGGCUGCCUUUGACCAGCAAGGCAGGAGGUUUGACAACUUCAGCUCUCUGAGUAUCGUCUGGGAGUCGACCAAGGUGUCCCUGGCCAGUAUCGAACCCACCAUGCCUAUGAAGCUGGAAUUACUGCAGGACAGCAACAAACAGAAGAAACUUCAUGGUCGUCAGACGGUCCUUGUCCACCACCAGUCUGGGACUGCUGCUAUCACAGUAACAGCUCUGAGUUACCAGGUCCCCCACCUCAAGGCUGCUAAGGUUCUCAGUCCGUUUGACCCUCUGACCCCUGUCUCAGCCACUCUGGAACUCCUAUUGGUGGAAGAUGUAACCGUCAGUCCUGAAGCUGUCACCAUAUACAACCACCCUGACGUGCGGGCUGACCUAGCCCUGAGGGAGGGCUCUGGGUAUUUCUUUGUCAACACCAGUGUUGGAGGUAUAGCUGAUGUGGUGUACCAGGAGGCCCAGGGAUCUGCUGAGGUGGUUCCAGUCCAGCCGGGGACAGUGCAGGUGAUGGUUCAUGACCUCUGCCUGGCCUUCCCAGCCCCUGCUACAGCUACGGUCCACAUCUCAGACAUACUGGAGGUUUAUGUCCGAGUGGUUGACAAGGUGGAGAUUGGUAAAUCUGUGAAAGCCCAUGUCAGGGUUCUGGAUGACAACAAGAAGCCCUUUUUGGCCAAAUAUUUCCGCUUUUUGAAUCUGAAACUCAGUGCAGCGUCCGGUAUCAUCUCUCUGCAAGCACUUUCAGAUCCCUCAGAGAAGGACACGGCAAUCUUCCUGGUCAAAGGCUUAGCAAUUGGACAGACCAGCGUGUCUGCUAUGCUAGUAGACAAAACUGGAAGGAAGAUUGCGUCUGCUCCUCAGCAAAUAGAGGUGUUCCCACCAUUCAAACUGAUCCCCAGGAAAAUGACUCUGAUAAUCGGAGCCAUGAUGCAGAUCACAUCCGAGGGCGGCCCACAGCCCCAGUCCAACAUCCUCUUCUCCAUGGCCAAUGAGGAGAUGGCAUCUGUUAACGACAUAGGUCAUGUCAGGGGCAUUGCCAUUGGCAACGUCACAGUUACAGGACUGGUUCAAGCUGUCGAUGCUGAGACUGGGAAGCUUGUUGUUGUCUCUCAGGAUCAAGUAGAGGUUGAAGUUGUGCAAUUGAGGGCCAUUCGCAUCCGGGCCCCUAUCACCAGAAUGAAGACUGGGACACAGAUGCCUGUGUAUGUGAUAGGGCUCACCAGCAGUCAGACCCCCUUCUCCUUUGGCAACACCCUGCCUGGCCUCACCUUCCAUUGGUUCACCACCAAGAGAGACAUCCUGGAACUCCAAUCACGACAUGCUGAGGCCUCUAUCCAGCUCCAGUCAGAGCAUAACUUUGCUAUGAGCGUAACAGGGAAGACUAAAGGAAGGACAGGGCUGAAGGUGGUGCUCAAAGUCACCGACCCAAAGGCUGGACAACUGGAGAGGAAGCUACUAGAGCUCAGUGAUGAACUCCAGAUCCAGGUUUAUGACAAGCUGCACAUGCUUAAUCCAGUUGUGGAGGCUGAGGAGAUACUGAUGGCUCCAAACUCUGGGCUCAUACUCCAGACUAACCGGGACGGUGUGGUUGCUCUGUCCUACCGAGUGCUGGACUGUCCUGACCAGGCUACCAUUGUCCAGGUGGAUGAGAAGGGCCUCUUGUCCUCUGGCUCGCUCACAGGCUCCUCCUCCCUGCUGGUGACCUCACAGGAAACAUUCGGUGUCAAUCAAACCCUGGUCCUCGCAGUGAAGGUGGCCCCUGUGUCGUACCUGCGUUUCAGCACCAGUCCAGUUAUCCACAACCCUUCCAGGGACAGCCUGUCUGCUAUUCCUCUGGGCAUGGUGCUUACUUUCACUGUUCACCUCCAUGCUAACACUGGAGAGAUCCUUCACAGCCACAACUCCCUGCUCACAUUCACCACCAACAGGGAUGACCUGGUGCAGAUGGGCCGGGGCCCGGGUAACAACACCCUGACGGUGCGGACGGUCAACGUGGGCCUCACCCUGCUGGCCGUGUGGGACGAGGAGCAGGCAGGCAUGGCUGACUACCUGGCGCUGCCCGUUCAGCACGCCAUCCACCCCGAGGACGCCACAAGGCUGGUGGUGGGAGAUGUGGUCUGCCUCAGCGCCCAACUCCUCAGCCCCCAAGGUGUCCCGGGUACCUGGAGCUCCUCAUCCACUGGCGUGCUGCAGAUAGACUCUAAAAUGGGCGUGGCCGUGGCAAGAGAUGCGGGCACCACCACUGUCUACUAUGAGAUCCCUGGGCUGCUGAAGACUUACAGAGAGGUGGUGGUGGAGGGGGUCACCAGGACAGCGGUGAUGGCUCACCCUGCAGCGGUGAGGGGGGACAGGGACACCAGGAUACUGCUCACCACCAGAGAGACGGGAACCAACCUCAUAGGCUCCUGCUCCUCUGCCCAGACCGCUUCCAUCGCCCUGCUGCACCCAGAGACCUCCGUCAGCUGCCAUCUGAGCUUCACCAGCGACGCCGUCGAGUUCUCCGCCCAUGACGUCUACCUCACACACAUCAGCUUCGACCCCAGCACCGGCUUCUACUCCUGCUCUCUGACCCUGCAGUCUCUGAGUGACCAGCAGACACGGGUGCUGAGCCUGUCCAUGACCAGCCUGUUGGUGAGGGCUGGGGUGGAAGGCAGUGCCUUCUCUGGGGAGCAGGUCAGUGUCAGGCUGCCUGUGGAGACAGGCCUCUAUUCUGACCAGACAGAGCUGCUGCUCAGCAACCUGCAGCCCUGACGCAGAGCUCACUGUCUACGGCCCUACCGCAGCACUCGGCAGCCUGGAGGUGUCGUCCAGCUCUCCGUCCAUCUCGGUCCAGGAGAGAGAAGUGUUCCACGGCUUCCCCAGUUACUCUAAGUACACGGUCAGUGUGGUGGACCCCCAGACUGCAGCCUCAGCCUCCGUGUCCAUAACCAGCUCAUCCACUGG
Messenger RNA from Oncorhynchus gorbuscha (pink salmon), 5788 nucleotides. It is a transcript of the gene nup210, whose product is annotated as nucleoporin 210. The coding region runs from base 476 to 5596 and encodes 1706 amino acids. Gene Ontology annotation, cellular component: nuclear pore. The record is from RefSeq and is a predicted model, not a curated record. The transcript is spliced from 36 exons. NCBI's taxonomy places the organism in Eukaryota, Metazoa, Chordata, Actinopteri, Salmoniformes, Salmonidae.